AUGGUGGUGCCGAUAGCGGAUGAUGCGCCCACAAAGUGUAUCACGGUCAUAGAAAAGAUUGAGGUCAGCUGUAAUGUGGAGUACAUUGAGUUUGAAGGCCGAUCGGAUGGUGAGUCAACGAAGAAGCUCAUCGCUCAGAUGAAGCCAAAGCAGCUAAUUAUUGUCCACGGUUCGGCGCAAGCAACACGGCAUCUUGCUCAAUACUGCUAUGAUAACAAUAUUGCGCAG
Ostertagia ostertagi is the source of this 228-nucleotide messenger RNA. The record is from the annotation of a GenBank genome assembly. NCBI's taxonomy places the organism in Eukaryota, Metazoa, Nematoda, Chromadorea, Rhabditida, Trichostrongylidae.